UUCCUACGAUGCAGUGAUGUUUUCAGGUUUCGAGUGAGAACUGACGACCUGACGCGAUGAGGUCGAUCCUCAGUGCAUUAUUUAUUGCUGUCGCUGUUUUCGCAGACGACAAGUCAUUCUGCGAGAAGAAAUGUGCAGAGAAAUAUUCGGAGCAAGAAGAACUCAAGAUUGCGUGCAACGACGGUUGCGCGGGACGUGCAUCGAUCACCGAUGGUCCGUUCUCGUUUGUCGAUUGUCACAAGAAGUGCGACAGCAAGUAUGGCGAGGGUAAUGAGACUAAAGGGGAAUCGGGAGCACAUGUCGCUUGUGCAUAUGCCUGCUCUCUUCCAAUGAGCAGAAGCGUUUUUAUGUCAGUCAACUACGCUAACGGCGAAAAACCGGUUGUCAAAAUCAUCCGCAAAGAGGGAGAUGAGGUUAGCACGUCUAUCGAAGAUGCUCCGCUCACAGGAAGUGUUGAUGUGGAUCGAUUUGUAACAAAUGUACUUGGCGACUUGAAUCGACAUAUUCUUUCGUUCCGUAACCCCUUCAACUCCGAUCCUGCUGAAGACUUUAUUCCUUCUCCUGAUAUGAUGAUGGGACCAGGACCGCACAUGAUGGCGAUGCAUGAACGAAUGAAUGCAAUGAUGGAUGCUUUCUCGAGACAGUUCUUCGAUGGUAUUCGUCGCCAGAUGCACAGACAGCACCAUUCUGCCAUGAACAGACCCAGCGGUCAUGAUGGCUAUGCUCACAUGGGUCCUGAAAUCGGCAACAUGCUAUCGAACGGAGAACCCAUUAUUAUCACACAUCCGGUCUCUGCAGUUGAUGAAGACGACGCCAGGGCCCGACCGAUCAAAGUGGUACGUUAUCAAAUGACAUCGAACCAUCCGCCUUCAGUUUUUUACUGGAUAAUGAUUGUGUUUGGAAUUGGAGCAUUGCUGCUGACGCUUUAUGCAUCCGUCAUCUUUUUCCGCGUAAUGCGCUCCGCAGCCUAUAGAAGGAUCUCGGCCGAUGCUCCUGGAAGACGCCCUGCUGCACCUCCGGCACCAGGGGCACUGCCGGUGAAGAAAGUACCUAUAGAUGGAUGGGUGGAACAUAGUGAACCAGCUGGUGUGCCACCGCCGGCCUACGAUCAGGUUUCAGUCCAUUCCAUCCACAAGGAGAAGGUUCCCGAUCCGGCUGAGCAGCCUCUCAGCGAGGCGGAAACAACUUCUCCUACUCCAGCUAAUGAGCAGAAGUAAUUCCUUUUCCCUUUUCAUUGCUUGAUCCUUUUGCAUACCACCUUUGAAAUAUAUAUUUGACUUCCACUGGUCCAUUGUUUUGCAUCUCGCGUACGUGGUAGUGCUGUCUGUGUUGACCGAUCAUAGUUUUCUUUGACUAUGUUCGCUUGGACUGGUGGUUCAAUAAUUUUAUCUCUUCUCCCCUUUUUAUCACUAUGUAGAGUUUAAUCGAUUGUGUGUAAACGUGCGUCUGUGUAUCAAAUCAUAAUACAUGUGCAGAACAUAAUAUUGGUUAUCCAUUGAAACGGUUGUAUUGGUACAUGUAUAAAGAUUGCAGAAUUCCUAUUUUUCCUUUGAAGCUGGUCAUAAACUGUUU
Cylicocyclus nassatus is the source of this 1572-nucleotide messenger RNA. NCBI's taxonomy places the organism in Eukaryota, Metazoa, Nematoda, Chromadorea, Rhabditida, Strongylidae. The record is from the annotation of a GenBank genome assembly.